Molecule: messenger RNA, 1470 nt
Organism: Rotaria sp. Silwood1
Lineage: Eukaryota; Metazoa; Rotifera; Eurotatoria; Philodinida; Philodinidae
Source: the annotation of a GenBank genome assembly
AUGGUGGAUACAUUCGUAAUUCACAAAAAUCAUCCAACACAUCUUACUGAAUGUCCUAGUUUGACGAAAUUCCGUCAAAAUUCGACAAUUGAUGAUAUUCGAGCAUACAUAGAAUCUUCAGUGGAAUUACCAACUCUUGAUUCCUAUAACUAUGAGAUUCAUGUUUACAAUAAAGAAUAUUGCAAAUAUGUUAUGCUUGAACAAAAUUAUUUGGAUAAAUUUAAACCAUUUCAAUGUACUAAUAUCAUCAAUAAUGAAGAGUCAAAUGUAUCAUCAAUUGAAUCUCAUAUUGAUUACUAUGUUGAGUUGGAAGUUAUUUGGUCAAUAAAGAAAAAUAGCCGAGUAACAUCUGAACAAAUACUGUAACAAUAUAGUGAUGUGACAUAUAUAUCACCAGAGUCAAAAAUUCCAGUUGCCUCGACUAUUGAAAAGGCCUAUCCAUCAUCUACUAUACUAGAAUUUUAUAAGAGUACCGGUUACGAUACAAAUAUACAAAUAAAUUCACCAUUAUCUCCAUCAAACGUUUACCCUACUAAUUCCAAAUCAAAUGCAUGUCAAUUGUUGUCUAUAACGACAAAUGAAAACUUAGAUUGUAAUGCAAAGAAUUUGAAAGAUAAUGACGAUGAUUUUAACAUGAAACCAUGUUUCAGUGAAAUUGAUUGUGAUGAAAUCUAUCGAACAGCACACAAAGGUCCAGAAAUAGGACGAGGAUCAUACGGUAUUGUUUCGUUAUAUGUAACAAAGACCAGAAAAAUGAUUGCUGUCAAAGAAAUAAAACUUGACGAAGAUGACAGUGAACGACUUUGUGGUGAUUUUAAAUGGGUACAAGAAGUCUAUAUUCUCCGUGCACUCGAUCAUCCUUAUGUUGUCAAAUUUUAUGGCAUCUCAAUUGAAAAUAGCCGUUUGGAAUAUAUUCCAAAUGGAACAAUCGACAAUAUGCUCAAAUUGUUUGGUCCAUUUUCUAAUAAUGUCUUACAAAAGUAUACAAGGCAAAUUGUUGAAGGUGUUGCUUAUCUUCAUGAUGAGGGUGUUGUUCAUCGAGAUAUUAAAGGCAAAAAUGUGAUGUUGGAUAAAUGUGGCAACAUCAAAUUGAUUGAUUUUGGUUGCGCAAUACGGCCUAAGGAAAAUCCAAAUACGAAUUCAAUAGAAAAAAUAUUUGAGUCGAUGAAAGGUACAUUCUAUUGGAUGGCACCCGAGAUAGUUGCCAAAACAGGGCAUGGAGAAAAGGUAGAUAUUUGGUCGAUUGGAUGUACACUAUAUGAAAUGGCUACAGGAAAACCACCCUGGUCAUCUGAAGACAAUUUUUGGGCUGUUCUAAUCAUCAUUGCUCAGGGCACAAAACCACCAGAUGAUCUACCUGACAGAUGCUCGCCAGAAGCUCAAGAAUUUUUCCGUUUAUGUCUUACUCGUGAUCCAACAUUAAGACCUUCAGCAAGCGACUUGCUGUCUCAUUCGUUUCUUAACUCUUGA